GCGGAGCCACGCAGGAGAGUGCAGCACAGAGCCCCCGACAGUGAGUUUCCAUUUGAAGGUAGAUGCGCCUCUGCGAGUCCUAACGCGGCUGGAAGUAUCUAACCAACUCCUGAGGGAUCAGGUGAAGAAUGGAGUGGUAUGUCCUGGUGCUGAUCCUGAGCUUGCCGCCCUCCAUCCACUCAGACUGUUCCUCACAGUGUCAGAAAUGCGCGCAGCAACUGCUCAGCCCCGACGCCUUCAGCAGCCUGUCAUGUAGCGCGGAGUGUGAGGAGCAGCUGCGGAGCUGCGCCCCGGAGCCUCCGGGUCAGGCGGACUACAGCCAGGAUGAAGCGGCGGAGGAGGAGGAGAGUCAGCAGGCGCAGGCGGAGCUGGUCAAACGCUACGGCGGCUUCAUCAAGAGGAUCGACAAGAACAAGAACAAAAUCUUCGCCUCGCUCCCGUGGCGCGACAAUUACGUCGCCAAGUCCGCGGCGCUGCCCAAGAAAUACGAGGACUUGUUGAAGAUGCUGGAGGAGCGGGACGCGGACGCGCCGCAGGAGCAGGCGCUGCGCACUUACACUAAACGCUACGGCGGCUUUUUACGCAAAUUCGGCCCCAAGUCGAGGAGGAGUAGCUCUGCGGAGCAGCAGGGCGAGGAGCCGGAGGAGCUGCAGAAGCGCUACGGAGGCUUCAUGAGGAGGAUCCGGCCAAAGUUGAACAACCUGAAGUGGGACAAGCGGUACGGAGGUUUUCUGCGGCGCCACUUCAAAAUCUCUGUGCGCUCAGCGGAGGAGCCGUUUUACUCGUACGACGAGCUGAGCCUUUAGAUGAACUUCACACGAGGAGGAGGAAAGUUGUUGCAGGUUCCAUGUUUCUCCACAGAUCUUAUAAACCGUCAUAUACACGUCACGUACGCGCCUGCUGCAUCUCCUGCUUGUAGCCUCUCAGUUGCCUUCAGUGUAACAACUCUUCUUCAUCUGUAUGUUAUUGGCGUCGUAGUCUCUUUCAAUAAAGGAUGCUUGUUUAAUAAAAUGA
Molecule: messenger RNA, 1014 nt
Organism: Solea senegalensis (Senegalese sole)
Lineage: Eukaryota; Metazoa; Chordata; Actinopteri; Pleuronectiformes; Soleidae
Gene: pdyn
Product: prodynorphin
Exons: 3
Coding region: 129-806 (225 amino acids)
Biological process (GO): chemical synaptic transmission; sensory perception; neuropeptide signaling pathway
Cellular component (GO): dendrite; axon terminus; neuronal cell body
Molecular function (GO): opioid receptor binding
Source: RefSeq, a predicted model, not a curated record